CAGUGAUUUUUUUUAAGUUGCUGAAAAGAGUCGAGUAUCGUGGUUGUGUCUUCGAUUAGGUUUUGAAUUAUGCAACGAUGUUCGAAUGUUUGUAUUAAGAGAAUGUUAAUUAACACCUUUUUUAAAUAAAUUGAACGUAAAUGUUCAUAAACUUCCUCCUAUUUGAUUGUCGAUAACGCACCUGUUUCUUCACUUUUGUAAGUGUAUUUUUACUUCUGCAUAAUUUCCAAUAUCUCUCCAAAUAUGAGCCUGUGCAACACUUUAGUUGGUGGAAUCAAAUAUCUGAACCGUAAUCUAACGAAGAAAAUCGAUACGUGCCAUGUUUUACUUGCUAAGAAGUAUUCGACACGCGAAUUGCUGAAAGAAGCAUACUGUCGCACUAAAUUAAAAUGUCGUUCAAAAAAGCUACCGCAAGAUGUGAACCCUCGAGGUGUGUUUGCCUGCAAUGAGUUGGACUUAUCUGAAGUUAAAGUUUAUGGGUUCGACUAUGAUUACACUCUGGCCCACUACAAACCCUCUCUGGAGCACCUGUUGUAUAAUCUUGGCAGAGAAGUCUUGUUGGAAAAAUACAAUUAUCCACCGGAAAUUUUAAAUUUGGAGUACAAGCCAAACUUUGCUGUAAGAGGUCUUCACUAUGACAUUGAAAAAGGGUUGCUGCUGAAACUGGACUCGUUCCUACAAAUCCAGUUUGGUGCCGUCUAUAGAGGCCUCACACCUGUCUCUACAGAGGAAGUGCUAAAAAUCUACAAGAACAGAAUAAUUCCUAUUGCCUACGUGGAAGGUGACACUAGAGCCCAUAAGGCAAAUCGCGCAAAGAUGGUGCAUUUGGCGGAUCUGUUCUCAGUACCUGAGAUGGGACUGCUGUGUAAUGUAGCAGAGUAUUUCAUAAAGAACCAUAUUGAUUAUCACCCAGAGAUCUUGUUUUUGGAUGUUAAGAACUCUGUACAAAGCUGCCAUCCGAUAAUGCACAAGAUAGUUGCUCAGAAUGUCGAAGAGUACAUCAGGCCCAAUCCAGACCUAAGAAAAUAUUUCCAAAUGUUGCAAGAAUCUGAAAAGAACUUGUUUCUGGUGACCAACAGCCCUUAUCAUUUUGUCAAUGCGGGCAUGGAGAUGCUAGUUGGUCACGACUGGCGGGACUUCUUCGACGUGGUGAUCGUAAACGCGAACAAGCCCAAGUUCUUCACUGAAGUGUCUCGCCCAAUCAGGGUGUUUGAUAAGAACGCCAAUACGCACAUCUGGGAGAAGGUCACGUCUUUGGAGAAGGGGAUCAUUUAUUAUGAGGGCACAGUGAAGCAGCUGCAAGACCUGACGGGCUGGAGCGGGCACCAGGUGUUGUACUUCGGAGACCACCCCUACAGUGACCUGGCUGACGUCACGCUCGAGCACGGCUGGCGGACCGGCGCCAUCAUCAACGAGAUUACACACGAGAUCAAGACCCUCAACACGCAGUCUUUCAAGGAGAAUGCGAACUGGCUUCAGAUGCUGACCCAGCUUAUCGAGGACCACCAAGACUAUAAGGAACCGGAGGCCGUCGAGGUCAUCGGCCAGUGGAUGGCUGAGCGGGACUAUCUUAGGAACGAAAUAAAGGCGGUGUUUAACCCCCAGUUCGGUAGCGUGUUCCGGACCUACCACAACCCCACAUACUUCUCUAGGAGGUUGUUCAGAUUCGCCGACAUUUACACCUCAAAUAUCACGAAUCUUCUCAACUACUCCCUCACUCACACUUUCUACCCACGGCGGGGAGUGAUGCCACACGAAUACGGCUCCUAUUUCGUCUAGUUUUAAGCUGAAAGUAUCGUGGCAAUUAUGUUUAUUUUAAUGUAAGAAAGAUAAACUUUCACUGAUUUUGUUGCUAUUUAAGUUCAAUUGAAUAAUGUUAUUUUAAGAACAGUAUUAAGCAAUCAGAUAUAUAACUCGUUUAGAAUCCUUUUAGGUCUGUUAUACAUAUUUAUACAUCCCUUUUAUGAUAAGUUACUCACAAAAAUGGUAUUAUGAAUAUUUUGAAUAUUCUGUAACAUGUUCCUUUGAUAUGAUCUAGGAUGUAUAACUGCGUAUUUUCUUUAUUUAUACAUAUCAUAUUUGGAUAGUAUUUAGUUUAUUAUAUUUAAUGGAAAAGCGAAAAAGUAGAUAUAGAUAAGUAUUCAGCCAACUGUUUUCUAGUCAAAAGUAUUUAAUACUGUCUCAUAAAUCGAUUUAAUUAAAGCUUUUAAAUACAUAAAUCAUUGUUAAUUUUUUAAAGUCAGUAUAUUAUGUCUUUAAGUUAUGAAAUACUAUGUAGAGUUGCAAUGUAAUAUUAUUUAUAUCAUACGAUAUUAAGGUGCUCAUUCAUCGAGAGUAUACUCGUGUAAUGUAACCAAUGCCAAAUUGUAUUUUGAGCGUGCAACACUGUUACAUCGGACGGUCAUCCUCCCGAUUGAUGAGAGCCUUUAGUCAGAUUCUUGCAAGAAAACUGUUUACUUAGCAUCUGACGAAAACUGCUUACGUUCCGUGGAUCUGAUGAAUGAAAUAUCUUAUAAUAUCUUCAUAUAAUUCAAACUUCCAUGUCUAAGUAAACAUCUAGAUUGGUUUGCAAUAAAAUAAUUAUGAUUUAAGACAAAUACUUAAUUUACCUACACACUCAAUUAGUGAAGUUCGAAAACCAUAUUUUCAUUUCAAAUAACAAUCAGUUAUUAUAUUGUUAAUAUCUGUAAAUAGUACCAUAGUAUAUUAAUUAUUAACGUUACCACCUUGGUAUUUUAAAAAUGUUAUAAGGUGCAUAUUGUUGAUAAAAUCAUUAUUUUUAUUAUUAGCAGUUUAUUUGUGCAAUAUUUUCGAUUGAAAAAGUAUACUAAUAUACCUUUACUAUUUAUUUAUUAUUUACGAAGACGUAGUCAAUUUAAAAUGCAUGAAUUUUAAUAUAAUUAACUUUUCUAUUAUCUUAAAAGUAUUUAAGUAUCUUUAAUAAUGUUAUUUUUAAGUUUUGAUCAACAUUAUUGUAAGAUGAGAUGGUCAAUUUCAUUACCAAUUGCUAGAUAAUACAGACCAGUGGUGGUUAGUUAAUUUGAAAUAAUCUGUUAUUUUUUGUAAUUUAACUCGAGAUGAAUGCAGCAAGUGAAACAACUUAUUAAUUAUUUAAUUUUAUCGUCAAUAUGUUUGCUAUAUUAAUAUCCUAAAUAGGCUUUUUUAUGUGUCUCCUCUUCGUUUGUAAUUUGAUGUUAUUGCAAUACUUUCCCAAGUUUUAUUAUAAUUUCUUUGUUGUAGAUUUAAUAAUUAUACGUUGCAUCUAUACGAACGUAAUGAAACUCUUUGGAAUUUGCUUUAAAAAGUGAUCUUGCCGCUAAUCUUCAUUUAUUUCUUCAAAUAUGUGUUUCUAAUUGAAUUUCCACUACUGAUACACGUUUUUAACGUUGAUUUUGUGAUUAAAAUGUAUGUAACUCCAAUAACUUGAUCUAUUUGUGACAAGGCUAUAUAAUACGCUUCAUAAUUUUUGAUUGAUUGAUAUAGUUACAUAUGAGUGGCACAUAACAUCAAUCUUGUUUGCUAAUUAAUACGAUAAGUAAUUACGAAGACAGAUAUAUUUUUAUAAAGUAAAAGCUAGAAGCAAUCACUUGAUUACGAUCUUAGUUUUAUAAAAUUAUUAAUAUGAAAUCAUCUUGUGCUUUGUUGAUGUUGAUAUUCUGAAGCAUUUCAUUUUUGAUAAGAUUUAUUAUUUGCUCAGUUGUUUUUUAUCACCGUUAAUAAGCUAUCCUUAGUAGUAGUUUAGAGAAUUGGAGACUUAUGCCCGUUUUCAUCAUCAAUCCCUAAUUUUUAAGUGACCCCUAUAGUAACACAAAACAGGAAUUUUGUUUACAUUGGGGUCACUUAAAAAUUAGGGAUUGAUAGUGAAAACGGGCAUUAGGUCUGUAUUAUAAAACGAAUUAACCUGGCCUUGGUUGAAUUUCAAUAUUUAUUAACACCAAUUUUAUGCUUGAAUAUUACCUCGAGUCAAGAUAAAUGUCGUUUCAUAACACAGGCCUUAAAGUAGUCAUUUUGAAAGUCAGUCUUUGUAAAGCGAAAGAUCCUUUAGCCAUAUUUUGAAGUAGUCAUA
Molecule: messenger RNA, 4066 nt
Organism: Ostrinia furnacalis (Asian corn borer)
Lineage: Eukaryota; Metazoa; Arthropoda; Insecta; Lepidoptera; Crambidae
Gene: Nt5c
Product: 5' nucleotidase C
Exons: 9
Coding region: 244-1779 (511 amino acids)
Molecular function (GO): 5'-nucleotidase activity
Source: RefSeq, a predicted model, not a curated record